UUUGCUAUAAUCCCGCCGCAAAAAACCCUGAAGCUCAACACACACACACUCUGGACGCGCUGGCUGCUCGGCUCGCAUCCUACUGCCUCCACACUUGAGACAUGUCAUCGGAGAAGCCCAGUAGAGGCCCAGGCCGACCCGUUGGGUCGACCACGAAGAACCCUAAUGCGAGAAAAACCGGACCAAAAGUAGGCUUGGGGCCGCCCGUGAUGGCCAACCCAUGGGCAAGACAGGCGCCUCCAGCAGCGGAGACAAGACAGGCGCCUCCAGCAGCGGAGGAAGGAGCUCACGGUGGGAGUGCCCAGGCUAUCAACCUUGCGGUAGGUGCGGUGGGUGCGCCUGAGUCGGCAGGAACAGCAGAAGGUGGUGUUUCACCAACGGUUGCC
This is a messenger RNA of Ectocarpus sp. CCAP 1310/34, 386 nucleotides long. The record is from the annotation of a GenBank genome assembly. Lineage: Eukaryota; Phaeophyceae; Ectocarpales; Ectocarpaceae.